Messenger RNA from Kuraishia capsulata CBS 1993, 1653 nucleotides. RefSeq lists its product as uncharacterized. The transcript has a single exon. Gene Ontology annotation, biological process: regulation of transcription by RNA polymerase II; protein demethylation. The record is from RefSeq and is a predicted model, not a curated record. Gene Ontology annotation, molecular function: transcription coregulator activity; histone demethylase activity. The coding region runs from base 1 to 1653 and encodes 550 amino acids. Lineage: Eukaryota; Fungi; Ascomycota; Pichiomycetes; Pichiales; Pichiaceae.
AUGCAAUGCGAUAUGACUAUAAACGAAUGUCCCUUGUGUGAUAACAACCCAGAGUCUUCGUUAACUCUGGAAAUCGAUUGGAUCCAAUGCGAUAUUUGCAACCAGUGGUACCAUACUCAAUGUCUUUCCUUGCCCAAGACCCAAGCUAACAGCAUAAAAAAUUACCAUUGUGAGAAAUGUCUUCGAGCCAAUCCGGAUAUUGGCCCCAGUAUUUUAAAGAGAAGAAGUGGUCGGCAAAGGCAUGUGGUGGAUUACCAGGCUUUGAAUGAGGAAGGAGAGUUGAGGUACAUAGAAGAACACAUGCACAUCAAGAGGUUCACGAAGUAUGAGUGCAAUAACGAGGGAAAAGUCAUUGUGAUAAACCCAAGUGAUCACAAAAGUGAGUACGAGGUGUUGGAUGAUGCUCUCGUGAAGGAGCUGAUCAAAAAGACAAAGUUGAGCGUUCCCAUCAUAAUGCCUUCGGCUGUGGGGAAAUCUAUGGCCCACGAAAAGGGAUAUAAUUUGGAGCUGAGUUUCCCUGGUGGAAUGACAGUUACGGAAAUUACUGAAUUGUUGGGUGAAGACCAUGCGGUUGAAGUUAUGGAUGUUUUGACUCAGGAUAACGACAGAUGGACGCUGGGCCGAUGGAGAGACUAUUACAACCUCGAUGCGAGCGAACGUGGAAAGAUCAGAAACGUUCUAAGCCUGGAAGUCUCUGACACUGGUUUGGGUGACAUUGUCAGGAUCCCAAAAUUUGUCCAGGAUAUAGAUAUCGUCGAAAGAGUAUGGCGAGAGAUAGUUUCAUCGAAGCUUAUAGACGGGGACUCGCCCUCCUGGAUAGAACGACCCAAAGUCACCAAGUAUUGUCUCAUGAGUGUGAAGGAUGCUUUCACUGAUUUCCAUCUUGAUUUCGGUGGUACUUCCGUUUAUUACACCAUUCUCAAAGGUCAGAAAUCCUUUUUAAUGUUCCCACCAACAGACGACAAUUUGCUUGCUUAUCAGAAAUGGUGUCUCAGGUCAGAUCAGAAUGAGACGUGGUUUGGGGAUAUGAUCGACACCAAAUCCGAACAGAACCGUGGGGUUAAGAUAGAUAUUUUCCAAGGAGACUUGCUUGUCUUGCCGUCUGGUUGGAUUCAUGCCGUCUACACACCUGUUGAUAGUGUGGUUAUUGGAGGUAACUACCUAAGCAGUUUCAGUACGGAGACACAACUCAAAGUUUUUGAGAUAGAGCAGGCUACAAAAGUUCCUGAGAGGUUCAAAUUUCCAAACUUCAACAAGAUCAUGUGGUUAAUUGGAUUUUACAGCUAUAAGUCCUCGACUGACUUGAGUGUGGAAGACGUGGAAUCUCUAGAGAGAUUGCUACCAUUCUACGAAAACCAGCUAGAACUGAUCAACAGCGACGCGACAACGGGUCGUGACUCAAAGAAGUUGAAGAAACAUAUCAAGCUGAGUCUCCCGACCAAGAUUAUUGGCAAGCCUCAAGUGUUUGUGGAUAACUACAGAGCCUGGAUCGGAGCUUUAAGAGCAGCUGACAGUGAACCAAGCACUUCAACUAUUAAAUUGGAAACCGACCGGAAACAUGACAUCGAAAGUUUAUCCGAGAGUCCUCGCCGAAAAAAGAGAUCCAGUCUGACUGCUGACGCUCGUGGCCCUGCAGCCAAAGUCAAGGUAUGA